This is a messenger RNA of Rhinopithecus roxellana (golden snub-nosed monkey), 3057 nucleotides long. It is a transcript of the gene FBXL13, whose product is annotated as F-box and leucine rich repeat protein 13. Gene Ontology annotation, biological process: SCF-dependent proteasomal ubiquitin-dependent protein catabolic process. Gene Ontology annotation, molecular function: protein binding. The coding region runs from base 1 to 2949 and encodes 982 amino acids. The transcript has 21 exons. Gene Ontology annotation, cellular component: SCF ubiquitin ligase complex. The record is from RefSeq and is a predicted model, not a curated record. NCBI's taxonomy places the organism in Eukaryota, Metazoa, Chordata, Mammalia, Primates, Cercopithecidae.
AUGAGCCAGGGCAGGAGGCUCCUGGGGGCCAGCGCGGAGGUCUCCAGCUCACGCGGCCCCAGCCGACACAACAAACCGCGCGCGACCUGGAGGUGGAGAAAGGAAAUGGGGUCUGAGCUCCGCCUCCCGGAAACGGCCCAGCUCAAAGCCUAUAACCGCCCACUGCAGCCCGGCGCUUCCCGGCGGCUUCUCCUCGAGGAGGCGGGGCGGGGCGCUGGACGCCAGGAGGGGCGGCUCGGACGGUGUGCCCCACGCGGAGACGCCGAGGCCCUGAACCCGGAGCCGAGCUUCCCGUCGUUUCUCCUGUGGCAUGAAGCAAGCCUCCCUCCCUCCUGCCCCGGGCAGCGGAGCGAGGGGCGGUGCCGCGUCCAGCCCCGCCCCCUGGUUGCCGGGACAACGCCCGCACGCACCCGGCCGCUAGUCCCAGCGCGGGGAGGGUACGAGCGCAGCUUCUCCGUCAGGCCUUGGGCCAUGGCGUCCCUACGCAAUGCCAACCCGAGGCUGAAGAACUACUUCAAGGAGAACUACAUUCCUCAGGUCUGCGAGGCACUGUUAUGUGGUAUACUUGUUACAUGUCCUGAGGAUCCACUGAGGUAUUUAGAGGGAAUGAUCAUGGUUAUAAUCAAAAGUGGUCUUCAGAAUCUUCUUUGGGAUAUCUGCAUUGCUCCAUCAAUGAAACCAAACAUUCGAAGAUUGUCUGAAACUUACCUGGAACAACUUUUUGAAUUGGAUGAUCAGCUGAUGACUCCAGAAUUGAUGAUAAAAGCCUGUAGCUUUUAUACUGGACAUUUAGUAAAGUCUCAUUUUUGCACUUGGAGAGACGUAGCUCGUACAAAUGAAAAUGUCGCCCUGGCUGAAAAAAUGAACAGAGCAGUGACAUGUUACAAUUUCAGACUUCAGAAAUCUGUAUUUCAUCACUGGCACUCUUAUAUGGAAGACCAGAAAGAAAAACUUAAAAAUACGCUAUUGCGGAUACAACAGAUCAUCUAUUGUCACAAGCUGUCCAUUAUCCUAACAAAAUGGCGGAAUAGAGCAAGACUUAAGAGUAAAAAGAAAGAAGAUGAGCUGAUAUUAAAACAUGAACUUCAAUUCAAAAAAUGGAAAAAUAGGUUAAUACUCAAAAGAGCUGCUGCAGAAGAAUCCAAUUUUCCUGAACAAAGUUCUUCUGAAGGCUCUCUUGUAGAUGAGACUCUAAAAUGUGACAUUUCACUGUUACCUGAAAGAGCAAUAUUACAGAUUUUCAUCUACCUCAGUUUAAAAGAUGUGAUAAUAUGUGGUCAAGUUAAUCAUGCCUGGAUGUUGAUGACACAGCUGAACUCACUGUGGAAUGCUAUUGAUUUUUCCACAGUGAAAAAUGUGAUUCCAGAUAAAUAUAUACUGUCUACUUUGCAAAGGUGGCGUUUAAAUAUGCUGCGUUUGAAUUUUCGUGGUUGUCUUCUCCGACCCAAAACUUUCAGAUCUGUCAGCCACUGUAGGAACUUGCAAGAGCUGAAUGUCUCUGACUGCCCAACAUUCACAGAUGAAUCAAUGAGACACAUUUCUGAGGGCUGCCCGGGGGUCCUGUAUCUCAAUCUGUCUAACACAACUAUCACCAACAGGACGAUGCGACUCCUGCCGAGGCACUUCCACAACUUACAGAAUCUUAGUUUGGCUUAUUGCAGACGGUUCACAGACAAAGGCUUACAGUACCUGAACUUGGGGAAUGGAUGCCACAAGCUCAUCUAUCUGGACCUCUCCGGCUGCACCCAGAUUUCAGUCCAAGGCUUCAGGUACAUUGCAAACAGCUGCACUGGAAUUACACAUCUUACCAUUAAUGACAUGCCAACUCUGACGGACAACUGUGUAAAAGCUUUAGUUGAAAAGUGCUCUCGUAUUACAUCACUGGUUUUCACUGGUGCACCGCAUAUCUCCGAUUGUACUUUCAAAGCUCUUUCUACUUGUAAACUCAGAAAGAUCCGAUUCGAAGGAAAUAAAAGGGUUACUGAUGCAUCCUUCAAAUAUAUAGACAAGAAUUAUCCAAAUCUCAGUCACAUUUAUAUGGCUGACUGCAAGGGAAUAACAGACAGCAGCCUCAGAUCCCUUUCACCUUUGAGGCAACUGACUGUGUUGAAUCUGGCAAAUUGUGUAAGAAUUGGUGAUAUGGGGCUAAAGCAAUUUCUUGAUGGUCCUGCAAGCAUAAGGAUAAGAGAGCUAAAUUUAAGCAACUGCGUGCAGCUAAGCGAUGCCUCUGUUAUGAAACUAUCUGAGCGCUGCCCUAAUUUAAACUACUUGAGUUUACGAAAUUGUGACCAUUUGACGGCCCAAGGAAUUGGAUAUAUUGUAAACAUCUUUUCCUUGGUAUCAAUAGAUCUCUCUGGAACAGACAUCUCUAAUGAGGGUUUGAAUGUACUUUCCAGACAUAAAAAACUGAAGGAACUUUCUGUAUCUGAGUGUUAUAGAAUCACUGAUGUUGGAAUUCAGGCAUUCUGCAAAAGCUCACUGAUCUUGGAACAUUUGGAUGUCUCUUAUUGCUCCCAGCUGUCAGAUAUGAUUAUCAAAGCACUGGCCAUUUACUGCAUUAACCUCACGUCUCUCAGCAUUGCUGGCUGUCCAAAGAUUACUGACUCAGCGAUGGAGAUGUUAUCGGCAAAAUGCCAUUACCUGCACAUUUUGGAUAUCUCUGGUUGUGUCUUGCUUACUGACGAAAUCCUUGAGGACCUUCAGAUAGGCUGCAAACAACUCCGGAUCCUUAAGAUGCAAUACUGCACAAAUAUUUCCAAGAAGGCAGCUCAGAGAAUGUCAUCUAAAGUUCAGCAGCAGGAAUACAACUCUAAUGACCCUCCACGUUGGUUUGGCUAUGAUAGGGAAGGAAACCCUCUUACAGAGCUUGACAAUGUAACACCAUCUAAAGGAGCCUCAGAAUUAACAGUGGAAAAGUCAACAUACAGCAGUGAAGAGCAAGCAGCGUGACCUUCAGCCUCAAGCAGGAAAAACAACAAAUCAAGAACUUGACAAGUUUUCUCCAUUUGUUGCAAGUAUGUUUACUAGCUGAAUCUCAAUAACAAUGUAAACAAGCAA